Molecule: messenger RNA, 2970 nt
Organism: Bufo bufo (common toad)
Lineage: Eukaryota; Metazoa; Chordata; Amphibia; Anura; Bufonidae
Gene: AQP11
Product: aquaporin 11
Exons: 4
Coding region: 700-1491 (263 amino acids)
Biological process (GO): transmembrane transport
Cellular component (GO): membrane; cytoplasm
Molecular function (GO): channel activity
Source: RefSeq, a predicted model, not a curated record
UGGAGGCACAUGCGGCUGCAGGCAAGUUGUAGAAGGGAGAAAGAGCACAUGUGGCAGACUGGCAGUGCCAACACACCAAGCACAGGAGGAGUGGUGCACCCAGCACAGGAGAACUAGUGCACCCAGCACAGACAGGAGUAGUGACCGUGCCCCUGCACCCAGCACAGAAGGAGUAGUGCACCCAGCACAGGAGGACUAGUGCACCCAGCACAGGAGGACUAGUGCACCCAGCACAGGAGGACUAGUGCACCCAGCACAGGAGGACUAGUGCACCCAGCACAGGAGAACUAGUGCACCCAGCACAAGAAGACUAGUGCACCCAGCACAGGAGGACUAGUGCACCCAGCACAGACAGGAGUAGUGACUGUGCCCCUGCACCCAGCACAGAAGGAGUAGUGAGCGUGCCCCUGCACCCAGCACAGGAGGAGUAGUGAGCGUGCCCCUGCACCCAGCACAGGAGGAUAGUGACUGUGCCCCUGCACCCAGCACAGGAGGAGUAGUGAGCGUGCCCCUGCACCCAGCACAGGAGGAGUAGUGAGCGUGCCCCUGCACCCAGCACAGGAGGAGUAGUGAGCGUGCCCCUGCACCCAGCACAGGAGGAGUAGUGAGCGUGCCCCUGCACCCAGCACAGGAGGAGUAGUGAGCGUGCCCCUGCACCCAGCACAGGAGGAGUAGUGAGCGUGCCCCUGCCCAUAGAAGAUGGGCAUCAUGCAUCUGCUGCUGAGCUCUAUGGCCCUGGUUGGCUUUACGGUGGCAGUAUGCCAGCUGCUGCGCUCAGUGGCACGCUGGAAGGUGCGCUCAGGACUGGCACAGGAUCUGCUGGUAGAAGUUGUGUCCACCCUUCAGUUGAGCUGCUGCACCAGGGAGAUGUUCUUAUUUGGCACUUUAGGUGGCAUCCAACCCUGGCAGGGACUGGCGCUCACCUACCUGCUGACCGUAGUGCACUGCCUGACCUUCCAAGGAGCCACCUGUAACCCAUGUGGCAGUUUGGAGCAGUGGCUGCGGGCACAGUCCCCCGGGUCACACAUCAUCCUGAGGGUGGCAGCACAGUUUAUUGGUGCUGCGCUGUCCCGGGUGCUGAUGCCCAACAUCUGGCUGCUGGGAUUCUCCCCUCUGCACGAGUGGAAAGACGGGUGCAGGAGCCCCUUGAAUAUGGCACCUUGGCAGGGUGCCCUGGUGGAGAUGACCUGUGCCCUCAGCCUCUUCCUUGCAAUGCACUUUCUACCUCGAGUGAAGUCCCAGUACAGGCCCCAUGUGGUGGCCCUGACCAUCACCGCUAUCGUCUAUGAAGGAGGACCGCGGACAGGAGCCUUGUUUAACCCAGCGCUGGCCUUCGCCGUUGUCUUCUUGUGUCAAGGAAACAGCCUCGUGCAGUACAUCCUGGUGUACUGGGUCGGCCCGAUCAUCGGAACGGUCGUCUCCAUCGUGAUACUGGAACGCUGCAUUCCCAAACUGAAGCGAGAUAAAACCUCUCAUGUCAAAAGAGACUAGAAGAUCCCCCGGGAUCACAUGACCGCACCCUAAUAAUAACCCGUGCUGCAGCGAUCACCGACUCCUGUAAUGAAAUCUCCUCUUUUAUGGAUAGUUUAUGAAUUGUUUUAAUGGACUUUUCUUACCUCAUUAUUUUUGGUGAAGAUCAUGGACAGCAGGAUGGGUUCCUGCACCGCUUCAUAUAAAUGCUGCUCUCAUUGGCACCUUGUGGCAUUGAAGGACCAAGCAAGAUCUGAGCCUUAAUCAUUAGCUUGUGCCUGAUCCUAUUGAUAUUUUUAUGAAUGUCUCUAAAUCCUGCAUAUAAGGAGGUGACCAACCUGGCGCCCCAUGCCAAGCAAAUGUAUCCAGUGGUGGGUACUCUAAAUGCUAAGCCAGUGCUAUACAGAGUGCACCACCUUCUGAUCCAGUUCUAUGCCAUGUCCCUGGUGUCCUAGUGGUAGGUACUGUGUUGAGUAUGUGGGGACCCAGCGACGGGUAAUGUGCCCAACACCUAUUGGUACUCACUGUGCCAGGCUUCUAGGUAUAUACUGAUCCCAGUCCGCAUAAUGUGAAAAGACCCUGGUGGUCCAGUGGUAUAUGAUUUACCCAUGUCGGACACAAUGUGGCUCGUGACUGCCAAACAAGUGUCCUCUGCUCAGCGAGGGACUAUCCAGGACUCCAACACAUCUGUGAACCUGACUUCCGAUUGAGCAGAUUGGCACAGGAAGUGAUGUCUAUUUCUAAGCGACUGCUGAUUGGCUGCUUGCCUGUAACUUCCUGUCAGAAGAGUGAAAGCAGAGGCAUGAAGAAGGAGGUGGCUGUGAUGUAUACAGGCCACGGCUGGGGUUGGUUGUGGUAAUAAGCACAAUGUUAUACAUUACUAUGAAAGGCCUCAUUUACGUCACUAACUGGAGGGGGGGAGGGGGGGGGGUGGAGGGGUUAAGUAUGGAUGGUGUGGGAGAUAACUGGUUCCUAAAUGGUCUGUAGCCGUUGUAUACCAUAUGUAGGUAGUGGUGAUCUAGUGGUAUGUACCACAACCAGUCCCUAUAGAAUGGUAUAUAAUGUGCUCAAUUCAUUCAGAUCCAUUGGUAUAUACUAUGCAUAAUAUGUGAUGAUCCAGUGGUAUGUACUGUGCCUAAUAUCUGGUAAACAGUGGUAUAUACUGUGCCUAAUAUGUGGUGAUCCAGCGGUAUAUACUGUGCCUAAUAUCUGGUAAACAGUGGUAUAUACUGUGCCUGAUAUCUGGUGAUCCAGCGGUAUAUACUGUGCCUAAUAUCUGUUGAUCCAGCGGUAUAUACUGUGCCUAAUAUCUGAUAAACAGUGGUAUAUACUGUGCCUAAUAUCUGUUGAUCCAGUGGUAUAUACUGUGACUAAUAUUUGGUGAUCCAGCAGUGUAUACUGUGCCUAAUAUGUGGUGAUCAGGUGGUAUAUACUGUGCCUAAUAUCUGGUAAACAGUGGUAUAUACUGUGCCUAAUAUCUGAUAAACAAUGGUAUAUACU